This is a messenger RNA of Echinostoma caproni, 663 nucleotides long. The record is from the annotation of a GenBank genome assembly. Lineage: Eukaryota; Metazoa; Platyhelminthes; Trematoda; Plagiorchiida; Echinostomatidae.
AUGAGCAGCUUGAAGAAGUUUUUUGGCUCGAAGAAGUCCUCCACGAAUACCACAAAAGAUGCUGUUCACAAAUUGGAAGAUACACGAGACUUAUUGGUGAAAAAGUCUGAGUAUCUAGAAAAGAAAAUCGAAGAAUGUAUUGCAGCCGCAAAGAAAUAUGGAAUGAAAAACAAAAGAGCUGCCCUCAGGGCUCUUGCACAAAAGAAGGAGUACGAGAAACAGCUCACUCGGAUGGACAAUACAUUGAGCAUAAUCGAAAAUCAGCUUCAAACACUUGACAAUGCGGGCACAAACCUCGAAGUAUUCAAGGUUCUUAAAGCUACUGCUGGAAGCCUUAAAGAUGCACAUAAAAACAUGAAUAUAGACGACGUUCAAAACAUUAUGGACGAUAUAAUGGAACAACGGGACAUUGCCCAGGACAUCUCAGACGCCAUCUCCAACCCUGCUACCUUCGGCUUAGAUAUUGAUGAAGAUGAACUUCUUGCCGAACUUGAGGGAUUACAGGUAAUUGCAUUAAGUACGGCACCUGUGAACAGAAAUCUGAUAAAGAUGUCUAGAUGCUUGUGUAUGGGACGGGCGGAUAAAAGUUGCAAGGAAAGGAACUGCCGAGGUGAGUUCCGAAGAACAAAAAUCAAAGUAAUAGCGGUAGAACAGGGACAAUGA